GCCGCCUGUGCGCCUCGCUCUGCCCGCGGCUCCUGUGGCCAGCUCCGCGUUGCGCCCGCGCCCACGCCCACGCCCGCCCGGAUCCUUAUGGGCAGAGGAGCUGAAGCCGCUGGGAGGCCCCAGAGCGCGCUUUGCCCCAGCCGGGGCCGGAGUUAGGAUCCUGACCUUGAAGAGCGGUGUCACCCAUCCACCCCCAGCCGAAGUGCUGGAGCAGGUGACAGCAUGGCCUUCUCCCAGGUGCAGUGUCUGGACGACAGCCACGUGAACUGGCGCUCCAGCGAAUCCAAGCCGGAGUUCUUCUAUAGCGAGGAGCAGCGGCUGGCACUGGAGGCCCUGGUGGCCCAUGGCCCCGAGGCCUUCUACGAGGUGCUAAAGCGGGAGAACAUCCGCGACUUUCUCUCGGAGCUGGAACUCAAGCGCAUCUUGGAGACUAUCGAGGUGUACGACCCGGGCUCUGAGGAUCCUCGGGGUUCCAGCCGCUCCCAGGGGCCCCAGGUCAACGGGGUGGGUGAUGGAGAGGAAACCAGUGGGGCAGAUGGGACCCCCACUGAGGCGGAGCCGCUGCCACUGCCCUCGCUGGAGUACUGGCCCCAGAAGUCCGACCGCUCCAUCCCACAGCUGGACCUAGGCUGGCCCGAUACCAUCGCCUACCGCGGAGUGACCAGGGCCAGCGUCUAUAUGCAGCCCCCCAUAGACGGGCAGGCCCACAUCAAAGAGGUGGUGCGCAAGAUGAUCAGCCAGGCCCAGAAGGUGAUAGCUGUGGUCAUGGACAUGUUUACCGAUGUGGACAUCUUCAAAGACCUGCUGGAUGCUGGCUUCAAGAGGAAGGUGGCUGUGUACAUCAUUGUGGAUGAGAGCAACGUCAAGUACUUCCUGCACAUGUGUGAGCGGGCCCGCAUGCACCUGGGACACCUCAAGAAUCUUAGGGUGCGCAGCACUGGGGGAACUGAGUUCUUCACACGAUCAGCCACCAAGUUCAAGGGCGCCCUGGCCCAGAAGUUCAUGUUCGUGGAUGGAGACCGGGCUGUGUGCGGCUCCUACAGUUUCACGUGGUCAGCUGCCAGGACAGACCGGAACGUGAUCUCCGUGCUGUCUGGCCAGGUGGUGGAGAUGUUUGACCGGCAGUUCCAGGAGCUGUACCUCAUGUCUCAGAGUGUCAACCUCAAGGACAUCCCCAUGGAGAAGGAGCCGGAGCCAGAACCCAUCGUACUACCGUCUGUAGUCCCCCUGGUAUCCACGGACACCGUGGCCAAGAAGCUUGUCAACCCCAAGUAUGCGCUGGUCAAGGCCAAGAGCGCCGAUGAGAUUGCCAAGACCUCCUCCGAGAAAGAGGAGACGAAGCGACCUCCAGGGCUGCAGGGCCCCAUGCUGGCUGAGCGGCCAGGGGAUUUCCCUGAGUUGCUGCCACCUGUCCAUCCGGGACUGCUCAACCUGGAGAAGGCCAAUAUGUUUGAAUACCUGCCCACAUGGGUAGAGCCGGACCCGGAGCCUGGCAGUGACAUCCUGGGCUACAUCAACAUUAUAGACCCCAAUAUCUGGAACCCCCAGCCCAGUCAGAUGAACCGCAUCAAGAUCCGUGACACAUCCCAUGCCAGUACCCAGCACCAGCUGUGGAAACAGAGCCAGGAACGACGCCCCUCCCCAGAGCCCUGCCCACCCCCAGGGCCCAGUGACCCCCACGAUGGGGUCCCAGCUGAGAAUGGCCUUCCCCGGGGAGACCCCGAGCCUCAGCUCCCUGUGCCGAAGCCCCGGACAGUCCCCGUGGCAGACCUGCUUGCCCAGGAUGGCAGUGACGUGGACUGGGCUCUGGAGACCCCAAAAGAGGAGACACCUCCUAAUGGGACAGACCUCAGGCUACCCAGGACGGUGGACCCAAGCCAUCCCCCACUCCAGGGGCAGCUGUCUGUGACCCAGGAUGACCCUGAUGGCAUUGGGUCAGUGUUCCCCAAUGGGCUGGAUUGUGGGGAAGAAGAGGAAGACGAUGAUGACUACGUGACUCUCAGUGACCAGGACAGCCUCUCAGGCAGCUCCGGCCAUGGCCCUGGACUCCGGCGGCCCUCUGUGGCCUCUUCCAUGUCAGAUGAAUACUUCGAGGUGAGGGAGCGCUCAGUCCCUCUUCGAAGGCGCCACUCAGAGCAGAUGGCCAAUGGACCAGCCCAACCACCCCGCCGGCAGCUGAGCGUACCCCACAUAACCCGAGGGACUUUUGGUGGACCCCUGGGCAGCUCCCCAUGGGCACAUGGUCGGGGGAGAGAAGAGGCAGGUGCAUCAAGGAAGAUGCAGGCCCAGCGCUCUUCAGACAAGGCAGCACAGGGCCAGCAAUUCCACCGUGAUGGCCCUGCCUCAAAGACCCCAGGAGGUCCCCGGUACUGCCCUGCUGCUGAUGGCGCCCAGAGCUCUCCCAGGAAAGUGACCCUGGCCACAGUAGGCCCCCAGCACUGGCAGCCCAAGGGCAGCCCAACAGCCCGCAUACUGCCCGAUACCCGGAGCCCGAGGCCAGCACGAAACACCCGCAUCUUGGCUGAUAGCAGAGCCACUGAGGAGCGUCCGAGUCCCUUUGGAAUCCCAUUUUCCAAACUGUCCCAGUCAAAGCACCUAAAAGCCAGGUCGGGGGGCAGCCAGUGGGCCUCGUCUGAUUCUAAGCGGAGGGCCCAGGCACCUCGGGACCACAAGGACCCCUAGCAGCCCCGUCCGGGCUGGACCCACCAGAGCCCAUGCUUGGAAGGCAGGAAGGUGGAGAGGGUGGGUGUCGCUGGCACUUGCCUGGUCGGUGCACCAGUACCAGGUGGCCAUGAUGGUCAGGCCGAAGGUCAUCCCGGUCCAUGGGAGGUCCCCUGUGUAGGGAUCCCGGAACAUGUGCAUGGCAUCUGUGCGUGGCAGGUGGCAGGUGGUGUUGGCGAUGGUCCUGGAGGGGAUGGCCUGGGCAUACGCUGCCUCCAGCUGCCCAUAACCACCGAUCUGGUCGAAAGCUGGAAGGGUUGGGCAGGACAGGGACAGUUUGGUUGGGUGGCCCUGACUCCCCAGCUCCUGCUGCACUUCCUCAUCUCACAAAUAACAUCCUAAUGCAUCAAA
Molecule: messenger RNA, 3072 nt
Organism: Marmota flaviventris (yellow-bellied marmot)
Lineage: Eukaryota; Metazoa; Chordata; Mammalia; Rodentia; Sciuridae
Gene: Sack1g
Product: family with sequence similarity 83 member G
Biological process (GO): BMP signaling pathway
Cellular component (GO): nucleus; cytosol
Molecular function (GO): protein kinase binding
Source: RefSeq, a predicted model, not a curated record